Molecule: messenger RNA, 3339 nt
Organism: Periconia digitata
Lineage: Eukaryota; Fungi; Ascomycota; Dothideomycetes; Pleosporales; Periconiaceae
Source: the annotation of a GenBank genome assembly
CAGUCGCCUUCACCUACUUCUUUCCCACCGCACCCCACAACAGCCACAACAAUAACAACACUCACCUGGCGACACGCGUUGUCGCCGUCGUCUCCGCUGCGAGUGCAAGCGUCCAUCUGCCCUUGUUCCAUUGUAGCUUGUCAAGCUCCCACUACCACCAUGGACGAUCUCUUUGACGUCUUUGACGACACCCCGCAGGCGGUGAAGAAUGCGCCCAAAAAGAGCAAAAAGCGCCAGGCCAACGGCGAUGUAAAGUCGCCCAUUUCAGAGGACGCGCUCAUGACUGACGCGCCUAUUACCGCCGACAACGAGCCUGUCCGGCAAACGGAGGAUAAGGUGCCCAAACGACAGAAGCGCGAUGCCGAAGCUGAGCCUGUCGUGACUGAUGCUUUCGAGACAGAGCAAUCGCGUGAGAUUGCGGCUGCCGCAGGAUUGCAAGCCCAGACUCAGGAUGGUCAGGCAGUGGUGCUUUCGCAUCAAGUCCGGCAUCAGGUCGCUCUUCCGCCCGACUACGACUAUGUACCCAUUUCUGAACACAAACAACCCGAGGACCCCGCACGGACAUGGCCUUUCACUCUCGAUCCUUUUCAGCAAGUCUCUAUUGCUUCUAUCCAGCGAAACGAGAGUGUUCUUGUGUCCGCACACACAUCUGCAGGAAAGACGGUAGUAGCUGAAUACGCUAUUGCACAAUGUUUGAAGAACAACCAGCGUGUCAUCUACACCAGUCCAAUCAAGGCGCUCAGUAACCAAAAGUACCGAGAGUUUUUGGAAGAGUUUGGUGAUGUAGGCCUCAUGACGGGCGAUGUCACUAUAAACCCAACCGCGACGUGCUUGGUGAUGACGACAGAGAUUCUGCGUUCUAUGUUGUAUAGAGGCUCCGAAAUCAUGCGCGAGGUUGCCUGGGUUGUGUUUGACGAAGUGCACUACCUUCGAGACAAAUCUCGCGGUGUGGUGUGGGAAGAAACCAUUAUCCUUCUACCGGACAAAGUUCGAUACGUCUUCCUCUCUGCUACCAUCCCCAACGCUAUGCAGUUCGCCGAAUGGAUCACCAAGACGCAUAACCAGCCGUGCCAUGUUGUGUACACCGAUUUCCGACCGACACCGCUGCAACACUAUUUCUUCCCUGCGGGGGCCGACGGUAUCCAUCUAGUCGUCGAUGAGAAAGGUGUGUUCCGCGAAGAGAACUUCCAGAAGGCAAUGUCGACCAUAGCGGACAAGGCUGGAACCGACGCGGCAGACUUCUUGGCCAAGCGCAAAGGAAAGGGAAAAGAUAAGAAGACAAACAAAGGCGGCAACAAGGAGGGCGGAGGAGACAUCUACAAAAUUGUCAAAAUGAUCAUGGUCAAGAGCUACAAUCCAGUCAUCGUAUUCAGCUUCAGCAAGCGCGAAUGCGAGAACUAUGCUCUUGCUAUGAGCCAACUGUCCUUCAAUGACCAAUCGGAGAAGGAUAUGGUGUCCAAGGUCUUCACCAGUGCUAUUGCGUCUCUUUCUGAAGAGGAUCGCGAGUUGCCCCAAAUCAAGCACAUUCUCCCUCUUCUGCGUCGGGGUAUCGGUGUUCAUCACUCUGGGCUUCUUCCAAUUUUGAAAGAGACUAUCGAGAUCUUGUUCCAGGAAGGCCUCAUCAAAGUUUUAUUUGCCACGGAAACCUUCUCUAUCGGGCUCAAUAUGCCUGCGAAAACGGUGGUAUUCACUAGUGUGCGCAAGUUCGACGGUGUCUCACAACGAUGGGUCACUCCAUCCGAGUUCAUUCAGAUGUCCGGCCGAGCCGGUCGUCGUGGUCUAGAUGAACGCGGUAUCGUCAUUAUGAUGAUUGAUGAAGCAAUGGAGCCUGCUGUCGCCAAAGAAAUUGUACGCGGUCAGCAAGACAACCUCAAUUCGGCCUUCCACCUAGGUUACAAUAUGAUUCUCAACCUCGUGAGGGUCGAAGGCAUUUCACCAGAGUUUAUGCUCGAACGUUGUUUUUUCCAAUUCCAGAACACGGCAAGCGUUUCUAGUCUCGAGAAGGCAUUGCAAGAUUUGGAGAACGAGCGAUCGCAAAUGAUGAUCACCGAUGAAAGUUCGAUCAAGGAUUACUAUCAACUGCGACAGCAGCUCGACACCUCUACCAAAGAUAUGCGGGACGUCAUAAUGCACCCCAAUUACUGUCUACAAUUUCUCCAGCCUGGCCGUAUGAUCAAAGUCAAAUACAAGGAUCACGACUUUGGCUGGGGCGCUGUUGUGGAGUUCAAAGUACGAAAGCCCAACAAGGGCGAGACUCUCACGCCUCAAGAGUCGUACUUGGUCGAAGCCCUCCUUGUGGUAGCUAGCGACGUCAGCCAUGUGCCUCACAGCAACGGUGAAUUGCCACCCGGCGUCCGACCACCACCUCCCGGAGACAAAGGCAAGAUGGAGGUAGUGCCUAUUGUCCUGAACUGCAUUGAAUCCAUCGGUCAUCUGCGUGUAUUUUUACCGCAGCGGGUAGACUCAUCCGAGGCUAAGGUCAAGGUGCGGAAGGCUUUGGAUGAGGUCAAGAAGCGAUUUCCGGACGGUAUUGCCAUCCUGGAUCCAAUCGAGAACAUGAAUAUCCACGACGAGAGUUUUAAGAGACUUUUACGAAAAAUCGAAGUUCUCGAGUCGCGUUUGCUCUCCAACCCUCUGCACAAUUCGCCGAGACUCCCGGAUCUCUACAGCCAGUACUCUAAGAAGAUGGGGCUAGGUGAACAAAUCAAGAGCACCAAGAAGGACAUAGCUAGUGCGCUCUCGGUGAUCCAGCUGGAUGAACUCAAGAACCGCAAGCGAGUUUUACGACGACUAGGAUUCAUAGAUGAAGCCGGUGUCGUCCAGAUCAAAGCUCGAGUUGCUUGCGAAAUCAGCACUGGCGACGAACUCGUGCUAAGCGAGCUUUUGUUCAAUCGCUUCUUCAAUGAACUGACGCCCGAACAGUGUGCGGCUUGCUUGAGUUGUUUCAUUUUCGAGGAGAAGACUAAGGAGUCCCCGCCAUUGAAGGAGGGAUUGCAGAAGGCGUUCCGCGACAUUCAAAACCAGGCGAGGGUGAUUGCUAAGAUAUCCCAGGAAAGCAAGUUGCCUGUCAACGAAGAAGAGUAUCUGCAGACAUUCAAGCAUGAGCUCAUGGAAGUGGUCUUUGCAUGGGCCAAAGGAGCAUCCUUUGCGGAGAUUUGUAAAAUGACGGACGUGUACGAAGGCAGCCUGAUCCGCCUGUUCAGGCGUCUGGAGGAGUUGCUUCGGCAGAUUGCCCAGGCAUCCAAGGUUAUGGGCAGUGAAGAGCUUGAGCGCAAAUUCACAGCGGCGCUCGAGCUUAUUAGGCGUGAUAUUAUCGCUGCCCAGAGUCUUUACCUCUAG